GAAAUUUCUGUCUUAGUGCAUCACAGUAUUUAUCUGUCACAAGAACAUGGAGAGCAACCAGACAUGGAUCACGGAAGUCAUCCUACUGGGAUUCCAGACUGACCCAGCCCUGGAGUUGCUCCUCUUUGGAAUUUUCCUGCUAUUCUAUAGCUUCACCAUGAUGGGAAAUGGGAUUAUUUGGGGGCUCAUCUGCCUAGACUCUAGACUUCACACCCCAAUGUACUUCUUCCUGGCACACCUGGCCAUCGUUGACAUGUCCUAUGCCUCAAGCACAGUCCCUAAGAUGCUAGUAAAUCUCGUGAUGCACACAAAAACCAUCUCCUUUGGUCCGUGCAUAUUUCAGACUUUUUUGUAUUUGGCUUUUGCUGUUACAGAGUGUAUGAUUUUGGUGGUGAUGUCCUACGAUCGGUACGUAGCCAUCUGCCACCCCUUACAAUACACCCUCAUCAUGAGCUGGAGAGUGUGCACUGUCCUGGCUUCCACCUGCUGGAUAUUUAGCUUUCUUUUGGCUCUGGUCCAUGUUAGUCUCAUUCUGAGGCUGCCCUUUUGCGGGCCACAAAAAAUCAAUCACUUUUUCUGUCAAAUCAUGUCAGUGUUCAAACUGGCCUGUGCUGACACCAGGCUCAAUCAAGUCGUCCUCUUCGCAGGCUCUGUGUGUGUUUUGGUGGGGCCCCUCUGCCUGGUGCUGGUCUCCUACUCACGCAUCCUGCUGGCCAUCCUGAACAUCCAGUCUGGGGAGGGCCGCAGAAAGGCCUUCUCCACCUGCUCCUCCCACCUCUGCGUGGUCGGGCUCUUCUUUGGCAGCGCCAUCGUCAUGUACAUGGCCCCCAAGUCCAGCCACUCUCAAGAACAGAGGAAGCUUCUAUCAUUGUUUUAUAGCCUUUUCAACCCCAUGCUGAACCCCCUGAUCUACAGCCUGAGGAACGCAGAGGUGAAAGGGGCCUUUAGGAGAAUUCUUUGGAAGCAGAGGUCAAUGUGAAGGAUGGUUUGUGAUAUCCUGAGUGUGUGAGCCUGGUUCUCAUGAUCCCGGGUUCGUAAAUUUCCUUUCGGUCCUUUCAUUUACCAAACCCAAAGCUCUGUAUCUUUGGACUUCUUAUAAAAUGAGAAAAUAACUACUCUAACUGUUUAAGUCACAGACACUAAACCUG
Messenger RNA from Microcebus murinus (gray mouse lemur), 1148 nucleotides. Its product is annotated as olfactory receptor 2A12. Gene Ontology annotation, molecular function: G protein-coupled receptor activity; olfactory receptor activity. The record is from RefSeq and is a predicted model, not a curated record. Gene Ontology annotation, biological process: G protein-coupled receptor signaling pathway. Gene Ontology annotation, cellular component: membrane. Lineage: Eukaryota; Metazoa; Chordata; Mammalia; Primates; Cheirogaleidae.